Molecule: messenger RNA, 2166 nt
Organism: Penicillium robsamsonii
Lineage: Eukaryota; Fungi; Ascomycota; Eurotiomycetes; Eurotiales; Aspergillaceae
Product: Zn(II)2Cys6 transcription factor domain-containing protein
Exons: 5
Coding region: 1-2166 (721 amino acids)
Biological process (GO): positive regulation of transcription by RNA polymerase II
Cellular component (GO): nucleus
Molecular function (GO): transcription cis-regulatory region binding; DNA-binding transcription factor activity, RNA polymerase II-specific; zinc ion binding
Source: RefSeq, a predicted model, not a curated record
AUGCCUGGGGUGCCGUCUAACAAGGCUUGCGAGCGUUGCAAAAAGAGACAUCUAAAAUGUGAUGAGACUCGCCCUUAUUGUCAACGGUGCACCACCGCGGGGGUAGAAUGCCCGGGGUAUGUUCAAACCCGCAAAUUCAUCGAUCAAGGAGCCACAGUAAGGCGCCGUUAUGCUCCAUAUCAGGAGCAUCAUCCAAGGACAGGCUCUGCAUUCAAUUCACCCAAAGUCCCCGCAGAACUGAUAUCAGACCCACAGCCACAAAGCUCGCAACUAGAACCCAAAGAGCAGAUUCUGCAAUGGAAUCAACCUAAAGAGCAACAUAAUCCUGCUCUUCAUUUCCAAAUGGGAGAGACGAGGUUAGACUCGAGAAAUGACACGAUGAUCGUAGAGAUGCCUGGCUCUUCUAGCCAACCAGAGCUUGCUAUAGGGAGUACGCAACAAGCAACCAUGCAUGCUCCCGAAAGCCCAGCUAUCUCUAUUUCCAACUCCAUGUCUGGCAUCGAAGAAGGCAGCAGAUCCACAAGAAACCCGAUCUACCAGUCAAUUUCACCAACUGGACCCGCAGGAGGGUUCCCAACAUUUGAUAGCACUUACAACGCAAUUCCACAAAAGAGCCCCGAUUACCAAAGGGUCAUAUCCGAAAGCUCAUCACAUCGAAGCGAAAAAGAUGAAUUCCAAGAUAUCUUCUCGGAGCUCAUGACUGGAACUGAACACGAAAUCGCAUUCCUCACUCGACAUUACUCGGAGAUCAUAGGUCCAUGGUUGGACUUGUCGGAUACCCAGAAAUUUUUCACCGUCCACGUUCCUAUUCGAGCCAUCAACAAUCUGUCCGUCAAGUAUGCCAUUUCAGCGCUAGCAGCAAAACACCUAGCUCGUUUGAAAGGGGUCAAGCCUUCCACAGGUGGAAUGUUCACAAGCCCUGCGACUACGGAAAUCUACCCAAAUGCAACCCAGGUUGACUGGUUUCUCAAGGCUGCCAAUUACUAUUACCUAGCAGCCUCUGAUUUGAAUAAUAUCACGUCCGAUGGCUACACCACUGUGUCUAGCUCAGCUAUCUUGGAAUCCCCCUUUGAGAUCGUUAGUCGAUGGAUCAGCUCUCGUCAGAUUCAAGCAAGCAUAAAACCCGCGAGUGAAGAUCCAAACGACGUGGCGGUCAUUCGAAAAACAGAGGAGCUCCUAGCAACUGCUACGCUUCUUACCAUGUACAGGCUUUUAGAUAUGCCUGGGGACGAGUGGCACAUGCAACUUGCUCGCAUUCGUCCUUUGUUCGAGUCUCUUCUCGCUUUACAUUCGGCCGAAUCGGCCCUGUUUUCUCAUGGCAUCCAAGCCGCCUUCUGGAAUUUCGCUCGCCAAGACUAUCUCGGCUCUUAUUUCACCCGUUCACCUACACACUUCGACCCAGAGAAUCUGCCCCUCUGGCGGGCAGCAGGAAUCUCAAUUAAUGAUCAAAAAGCCUUCCAUCUCAUUCGGAAUGGGUCACCUCUAUCGCUGGAAGACCAGGCCGCUAAUGGCUUGAUCUGGCUUGUCACAAAAGUCAUCAACUUCCUCGCAAGAUCCAAACAAUUACAGCUCGCGCAGUGGACAGGAUCUCCACCAGCAGCUUCGCCCGAAAUCCAGGGCACACAACCAAACGCCGCCCAACUGCCAUAUCCGGACACAGAUACCUGGCUCAAACUAUCCUUCGAAUUUCAAACAUGGUUUGAAAAUGUUCCCGAAACGUUCCGCUCUUCUGUGCGGAUCGAACGCCCCAAGGACCUAUCAAAGGCUGUCGAGGGUAGUUACUUACCAUUCCCUGAAAUCUUCCAUAGCUUGACAGCCUGUGCCGCUACCAUGCAACAUUACCACUUCGGGCGUAUCGCAUUAUUGCUCAAUCGUCCGGCAGAUGUGAUCAGUGCACCGUCUACAGCAUUUGACCGCUUACAAGGGUACCGGGAGGUCACGAAAGAGGUCGAAUUCCGUUCCCGUGAAGUCUGCGGCAUUGCAUUGGGUCGACCUCAGGGUGGUGUUCGCAUAUUCAUGGUCCCGCUUCUUGUUGCUGUCGGACAAUGUCUUGAAAAUGGCGAGGAGCAUCAGAUUAUUGUUGAUCUGCUACGGGGCGUUGAAGCUGAUUUGGGCUGGACUACCGAAUAUGCCAUUCGGAAACUCCAAGAAUCUUGGAAUCAAUGA